Molecule: messenger RNA, 2733 nt
Organism: Trachemys scripta elegans
Lineage: Eukaryota; Metazoa; Chordata; Testudines; Emydidae
Product: C-C chemokine receptor type 5-like
Exons: 4
Coding region: 465-1517 (350 amino acids)
Biological process (GO): positive regulation of monocyte chemotaxis; chemotaxis; inflammatory response
Cellular component (GO): membrane; cytoplasm
Molecular function (GO): C-C chemokine receptor activity
Source: RefSeq, a predicted model, not a curated record
GCGAAUGAGCCCCGUGUAAGUGGCACGAUCCGGCCGGCUGUCCUGUCAGCUGCGUGUGCUCUGCAUGCGGGGCGGAAAUCCGGACAUUUACAAAUUCCCCCUGGACGCAAUUUUUAACUCAAAAAAGCCAGACAUGUCCGGCAGAAUCCAGACAAAUGAACAACAUCUGAUUGGGCCGAUCCAAAGGUGGUGAUAACAAGCCUGAGGAGCUGUGAACCUGAUAAGUUGCCUCUUCCCGCAGAAACACUUGGAAGGGUUAUCAACUGAGAAUAACGUGCAGAAUAUUUCUUGGAUGGUAGAGAACAGUGCUCUGCUUUAAUUCGAAGUCUACAUUUUUCAUUGCUUGGACUUGAUCUGAAUUGCAAGAGAGGUGAAACUUGCCAUUUCAUCCUACAAAGUCAAUUCUAAUGCAGCAUUGUCUAAUCACCUCUCCCACAUUUUCCUAAUUAACAGGACAGAACAAGAUGGAUGCAGGAACUGACACGACAACGUAUGAUUAUGAUCCUGACGUCCAACCAUGCCAAAAAGCUGAUGUCAAAAAAUUUGCAUCCCUGUUUCUGCCACCACUUUAUUCUUUGGUGCUGAUAUUUGGCCUGCUGGGCAAUGCGCUAGUUGUGCUGAUCCUGAUAAAAUACAAGAAGCUGAGAAGCAUGACUGACAUCUAUCUGCUGAAUCUGGCAAUUUCUGAUUUACUCUUUAUUCUUUCCUUACCAUUUUGGGCUUAUUAUGCAGCACGUGAGUGGGAUUUUGGAAAUGCAAUGUGUAAAAUUCUUUCAGGGGUCUAUUAUGCUGGCUUCUAUAGUGGAAUUUUUUUCAUAAUACUUUUGACAAUAGAUAGAUAUCUGGCCAUUGUCCAUGCAGUGUUUGCUUUAAAAGCUAGGACAGUUGCCCAUGGUAUCUUCACAAGUGUUUUCAUUUGGGGUGUUGCAAUAUUAGCCUCUCUUCCAGGGUUUUUAUUUCACAGUGUUCAAAAGGAAAGUGAUCAUUGGACCUGCAGCUCUCAUUAUCCAUUAGAUUCCAUAAUCAAAUGGAAGGAAUUCCUGAUUUUAAAGAUGAACAUCCUGGGACUUGUCAUUCCACUGGUCAUUAUGAUCUUCUGCUAUGCAGAGAUUAUAAAAACAUUACUGAGAUGUAGGAAUGAGAAAAAACAUAAGGCAGUCAGGCUUAUUUUUAUCAUAAUGAUUGUUUAUUUUCUUUUCUGGACACCAUUCAACAUUGUUGUUCUCGUAUACACGUUUCAAGAUUCAUUUUUCCUAAAUACCUGUGAGAGCAGCAGUCAGCUGGAGCUAGCAAUCCAAGUGACAGAAGCAGUUGCAAUGAUUCACUGUUGUAUCAACCCCGUGAUCUAUGCAUUCGUUGGUGAAAAGUUUAGGAAAUAUCUUUAUAUCUUUUUCCAAAAACACAUUGCAAUCUACCUCUGCAAACACUGUCCAGCUCUUCAUGGUGAUAAAUUAGAACGGGUUAGCUCCACAUGCACCCCUUCCACUGCAGAGCAUGAUGUCUCCAUUGGUUUGUAACGUGUAUUAGAAAUGAAGUCAAUAAAAGUUUCAUUGUCCUUUUUACUUAAAAGAUUGUGCAAUUAAACAAAACUCUUAUAGUGAUCGCAUUAAGACCUGGACAGUUACCAAUCACAGUAAUUAAUUUUUUGUGACAUUGCAGUAUUUCUCCUUUUUCAUACAGGGAAUAUUAAAAAUCCCACAGGAAAAUUCAAACACUACAGUUUGUUAAGUAUCCACUGUAACAUGGCACCCAAUGUAGUAUGAUUUUGCUCUUUAAACCUGGACUCUGAUCAAAUAACUAUUUUCUCAGGAAAUAUAAUUCAGAAGAUGGCUUGAAGAUGGCAAGGAACAAGGUUUUUCUUGUCUCAAGAAAAUAUAUACAAAACCACAAGAAAAACUUUAGGAGGAAGACAUCCAUGGGAAGACAUUAUAGCCAUUUACCUGGGGCUCGAUGCACCUUUUUACUUCAAUAUUCAACAUUAAUGGAACAUUUCAGGAAAAAAAAAACUUUGCAGCAAAAUCAUAAAAGGUUCUAAAAUUCCCAUGAAUUUUAUAAGUUAGCUUUUUUUUCAUAAUAUAAUCAAGUACCUAUCUGAGGUGGGAAGGGUUUAUUUACAAUUACACUGAUACCUUGUUUUUCCUAUAGGGUUUGAAGAGCUGUUAAAUCUUCAUAAAACAGAGAUUUUUGAUAAACAGGGAUUGUGCACACUUCUGUUAAGGGAUAUGACUGACCUUCUGUUAACCAGAAUUGUGUUAAGCAGGGGUAUCCUAUUAGCUGGUGGCUGUCUGUUUAAAAUAAUCCUUUCCCCUUGACUAUUGCAUUCAGUUAUUUUGAUUUCACAUGAGUAAGAACUGGCAGGAUCAGAUCCCAAUAUCUUAGCACUUACACAUUGCUUUGCAGCCUCACACCUCUGUACAUAACUAGUUAUUCAUCCUGAGGACAGCCCUGUGAGGUAAAUAUCUGCAGUAUUACAAAGUGAAGGCAGAAAAUUACUCUCACAGUAAACUUCCUUUUAUGGAAAAAAAUAUUUUCUGCAUGUUUGCACUAAUGUGAAAGCACCUUUUUAAUACCAAAUGCAUGUCAACGUUAUGUUUAUAGAUCUAUUUUAGUUUUACUGAGCUUUCUCCAUUUCCAUGUUUAUUGGGGUGUGAAUUCUAAUGCUACGAUUUUAUGCUUCUUUCUCUUUCCACAUGAAUGCAAGUUAUUAAUAAAAUCAUUGUUUGAAAAGCUCCA